CCUCCAUUCUGCCGCUUUAAACACAAUAACUGUCUCUUCUCCGGAGCUGUGCACAAACUGGCUCCAGGUCAGCAGAGAUUUUUGCUUUUUCUCCGGUUUACAGGUCACAGAUCCGUCCUCGCUGCUGUGACCUCUGACCUGGACCUCUACCGUUGGUUCUGGCUAUGGUGAUGACGAAGACGAGCAUGAGGUGCAGACACGGCUCAACUGCACGUGUUGACGUGUGAAUGGAGGGCAAAGGUCGUCGCACCUGCAGCAUGCGCGUACGGAGAGAGAUGAGUCCUUGAAAGUCUUGGACUAUAAAGCAGAGAACCCUUUUGAAAUUCCUUGAAAUACAGAAUAAAAAUCAGGUUUAUUCAUUGGACUGUUGAAUUAAAAGUAUUGAAUACAGAACCUGGUGAAUGUAAAAUUGAGAACAAUGAACCACUGAAAUUUCACACAGAGGAUACAGUACUUUUCUAAUCUCCUGAAUUAACAACAAAGGACAUACAAUGUUUGGAAUUUCUGGUGCUAAAACCUAGGAUACAGAACUUCUGGAUAUCCUCGCAUUAAAAACAAAUGUUUUAUUGCAACGUGGAAUUUAAAAUUGCAGAAGGUUAGUUCAAGUUAAAGUUUAGACUUUAAACGUUAGAAUUUAUUUACUCACGGAAUUUAUCUGGAACUUUUUUUAAUUUUGGCGCAGCAUUUAAUUUUUUUCCAUCCAUUUUUUUGAGUUUUCAUCACACUCUGACUUUCAUCCUCCUCUCUGCCUGAGGACAUGGCUCUGUCUCCUUCGAUAGGAGAACGGACGACAGGAAGUUGACUCCUGCAGGGAGCGAGAGACAACCCAGGAGAGAGAGAAAAAGAGAGAGAGUGGGAAAUGUCGUGGAAGAGGAACUACUUUGCGUCAGGCAGUGGUGGAGGAGGCGGUGGAAACGUUGCCGGUGGCGGUGGUGGUGGUGGCGGCGGUGUUGGUGGUGGGAUGCAGGGAAUCUUGACGCCUCGCACUAUGACGUCCAUUGCUCCCAGUAAAGGGCUGAGCAACGAGCCAGGACAGAACAGCUGCUUCCUGAACAGCGCCCUGCAGGUUCUGUGGCACCUCGAUAUCUUCCGACGUAGUUUCCGUCAGCUGACGACUCAUAAGUGUAUGGAGGACUCGUGCAUUUUCUGUGCUCUGAAGAGUAUCUUCGCUCAGUUUCAGUACAGCAGUGAGAAAGUUUUACCAUCCGACGCUCUUCGCAGCGCGCUCGCCAAAACCUUCCAGGACGAGCAGAGGUUUCAGCUCGGCAUCAUGGAUGACGCUGCUGAGUGCUUCGAAAACCUCCUGAUGAGGAUUCACUUCCACAUUGCAGACGAGACCAAAGAAGACAUCUGCACAGCCAGACACUGCAUCCCCCACCAGAAGUUUGCCAUGACGCUCUUCGAACAGUGUGUGUGCAGCAGCUGUGGAGCGUCCUCAGACCCUCUGCCCUUCAUUCAGAUGGUCCACUACAUCUCCACCACCUCCCUGUGUAACCAGGCAGUGAAGAUGUUAGAAUCGAGGGAGAAAGCGACCCCUGGCAUGUUUGGAGAGCUGCUAAGAAAUGCAAGCAUGGGAGACCUGCGCAACUGUCCCAGUCAGUGUGGUCAGCAGCUCAGGAUGGCUCGUGUCCUCCUAAACAGUCCGGAGAUCAUCACCAUUGGUCUGGUUUGGGACUCUGAUCACUCAGACCUUGCUGAGGAUGUCAUUCACACCCUGGGGACUUGCCUGCGCCUCGGGGAUUUGUUUUACAGGGUGACGGAGGAGAAGGCUCGCCAGUCGGAGCUCUACCUGGUCGGCAUGGUGUGUUACUAUGGGAAACAUUAUUCCACCUUCUUCUUCCAGACAAAGAUCCGACGAUGGAUGUACUUCGAUGAUGCUCACGUCAAGGAGAUCGGUCCCAAGUGGAAGGACGUGGUUUCUCGCUGCAUCAAGGGCCACUACCAGCCUCUGCUGCUGCUGUACGCCGACCCACGGGGGACGCCGGUAUCCGUGCAGGACCUCCCCUCACGCUUCGACCUCCACCACCUCAACAAGGCCUGUUACGACAGCGAAGACUCGGGCCGCGAGCAGUCAAUCUCCAGCGACACUCGCACCGAUUCGUCGACGGAGAGCUACUCGUACCGACAGCCCUCCCACUCACACCAUGAGUCCCUGGCCAGUCACUACUCCUCUGACUCCCAGGGAACCGUCAUCUGCACUGAGCGCCCAGAAGGACCCCUGCAUGCCUCGCUCUGCAGCCUGGAUACCAUAGGCCACGUGACGGACAGUGAGCAGCACCAGUCUCUGAGGAAGGGAGGCGGGGAUAGGAGGCGGAGCUCUAGCCGCCACCGGCGAUCUAAACUCGACAACGAAGCCUCGUCGGCUGGUUACCACAGCGAGGGAGAGACGUUAAAGGAGCAGCAGGUUCCUCGUCACCUCCCCAAACCUUCCUCCUCCUUCUCAUCCUCAACCAGUCGCCUCCGAGACUUCAAGGAGACCAUGAGCAACAUCAUCCACAACCGACCCCUCUCCUCUUCUUCCUCCUCCUCUUUGCCGGCUGCCGUCCUCUCUGAAAUCACCUCCUCCACCAACAACCACCACCACCCUACCAACACCACCGCUCCCUGCUCCUCCUCCAAUAAACUGCAUGACUGGGAGGCCGACAGCACCAGCAGCGAGUCCAAGUCCAGCUGCUCGGGGGGAGCAGGUUCAGGGAGGUACCGGCCAGCAUGGAGGCCACGAAGAGAGGCGCUCAACAUCGACAGCAUCUUCAACCGUGAAAGGCGAAGACAGGCGGGUUACAGUCCGCUCGGAGCUUCCCUCCCCGACGACUGUAGCGUUCUGGCCUCUGAGGGAGCGGACGCCUCCCUCCCAGCACAGGAAGAGGUCAAGUCUGUCAGGCCGGGCUCCUCCUGGACUCUGCCCACCACCUCCAGCAGCCACAGAGGAUUUGGAGUUGGACCGGGAGGUGGAAGGGGAAGUGCAGGAGGUGCAGAACUGCCUCCUCCGCCUCCCCCUCCUCCCAGACUGAUUCAGAGGAUGGAGAGUGGAUACGAGAGCAGCGAGAGGAACAGCAGCAGCCCGGUCAGCCUGGACCUGAACCUGGGAGACAGGGAAUGUGUUGUGAAGAAGACUUCAUCCUCUUCCUCGUCCUCAGGACCGUCAUGGAGGAACAUUCGGUCGAAGAGCAGUGGAGCUUUGCUGCAGGACCUCAGCUCAUCCAAUAGGGGGAGCCUCGCGCCCCCUGCAGGCCGCAGCGAGCUGGACGAGCUGCAGGAGGAGGUGCAGAGGAGAGCAAGGGAGGAGGAGCAGCAGCGACGACAGGAGAAGGAGAGGGAGGCGGCGCUUGGGUUUAAUCCCCGACCAAGCAAGUACUUGGACCUUGACCAACUGCAGAUCCAGGGUAAAGGUGACAGCUUUGAGCGAUGCGUGUCAGAGGCGGAGCUUCUGCUGGACCAGUCUGUGCGUCUGGAGCAGGCGGGCGAGGUCGCUGCUGCACUGUCAGCGGUCAACGAAGCAGUCUCCAAACUGCAGCUGGUGGCGUCUGAGGGCGGAGCUAGUAGUCACAGCCGGCUGCAGCGCUGCAUGAGGAGAGCCCGCAGCCUGCAGCAACGCAUGCAACUGCAGCAGCCGCAGGAUUCAGAGGCAGGCAGACAGCAACCGCAGCAACCAGAGCAACAACAAGAGGAGGGGCAGCAGCUCCAGGAACAGCCCAGUGAAAAGCCUCUCUCGCUCCAAAUACUUCUGACGGGGAAGCAGGGCAACCAAUCAGCUGCCAGCCAGGACCAGCAGGCCCCACCUCUCUCUCCCCACCUUGUUAAGCCCCUCCCUCCCAAAACAAACUCAGUGUCUGACCCCGCCUCCAGCGCCGCAGCUCCUAUGGGUUCAUCCAGAGAGGACCACAAUCCGCGGGGCCCCUGCUCUCGCUUCGGGAAACCCCUCUCUAACACCAGGUCCCUUCCUGCCCUGUGUGUGGACACCUGGGAUCAGAGCCCCCUGGAAGACUUGGUUUCACCCCCUCCACCUGAGGAGGUAGACCAUCCCGCCCAGUGGACUAGAACAACACCCCCUGUCUCCAUCGCAGCACAGGCCCCGCCCCCACCCAGGCCGUAUUCCCAGACUCCUUCACCUGUUGGCACCAACGAUAGGUGUCAUCUGAUGAUGGAGGAGGAGCAAUUUUACACCAGACACCCACAGACCACGCCCCCUAUAUCUAACCCCACCUCCAGACUAGCCCCAUCCCCUUCUGGCUACCCGACCAGGAACUGGUCCUGCUUACACCUGGACCAACCUGAUCUUGUUGAUUCUUCCAUUGACCCACCAAUCAAAUCGCCGCUUUACUCACCCCCAGACUCCACAUCCAGCACCCCCCCACCUCCUGUGAGCCGACCAGUUCAAACCUCCUCCCCGCCCCCCAGCCAGGACUACAGAACGGCCCUCCCUGUGGAGCGUUGGGCGGAAAAUGUCAACAGAUACUACGGCUCCCAGAAUGCAACAGGAGGAGGGGCAGCAGCAGUGCCUGAUGAGGAGAUUUCGGAGCUGGACUCGCUAUACCAAGCCAGUCUGCUGGCUCCCAGCAUGCACCGGGGCAGCCGUGGAGUCAGUCCUCAGCCAACCAGCAACAAACCAGGUAGGACCUGCAGCAGCUCAGGGGUCCAGACCUCCAAAAAUGUGGGUGUGAGGAGAAUGCUGUCAGGAUCUGGACGGUCCAAAACACCAACGGCUGAGAUAGAGAGAUAUGCCUACAGAACGCCGGUCACACCACUUCAUAAGCCGCCGUCAGGUGAAGACGAGAGCUACACCGCAGAAAACCUGCGACGCAUCACCCGCAGCCUGAGUGGAACAGUCAUCGGGUCUCGACCCCAAAACCUCGGCCCCUCCCGUAGCUGUCCUGGAUUAGUUUCUGCUCCUCAUCCAGAUGGACAGCUCUUCUCUAGUUCUCCGGCUCUGAUAAUUGACCCCUCUGUGUCCAGGCCCCCCCUCAGACACGCCGACCUUCACUCCUCCUCCCUCCUCCGUCGCCCCAGCACCUCCUCUCUGCACCUUCCUUCCUCCACCUCCUUCACUACAGAUCCCUCCUACCUCCACCACCUCCAACACCAACACCACCUCCACCUCCAACCCCGACACCACGGCCCCUCAGCUCCUGCACCUCCUCCACAGCACCCCUCCUUGCAGACAUCACGGGCCCCGUGCUCAGGCCUCUCAUCCUGGGGAAACUCAGGACCUGGACCCAGCAUCCAGCAGCAGUUUUUGGUUGUGUCUGACGGGCAUCAAGCUCUCUCAGGUCAAAGCCUCCACAGCGUCGCGCUGAAUUACGGCACUCUGCCCCGGGCUCCUCGCCGAGCCCCGCCUCCCUCCUCCUCCACCACCUCCUCCCUUCCCAGGCCCAGAGCCGGCUCCAGCCCUGCCCUACCACCGGGUCCACAGAGUCUCUACGCCACCCUGUCCCACCCUCGCCGCUCUGCCAACUCCGCUACCACUAACGGGCACUACCGCCAACCAUCGCUGCCCAGUAAAGUCAACGGGUCGACCCUCUAUGCUCCACACCACUUCCGGGUGUCAGGGGAGGGGCCCCCCCAGCCGCUCCGCCUGGAUGUGCCCCCUGAGAGCGACUGGCGGCGUGACUCCGACUACAGGACUCUCCAACCCAGCUCCUCCCGGGACCCCCGCACUGUUCGCCAACCCCGGACCCUUCAGCGAACCAACCAGCUUCCCCCGGCCCGGCCCCGCAGGGACCCCCAGCUCUGCUCACUCUGCCAGCAACUUCCUGCUGAGCCGUCACGCCCCUACUGCCCGUCCUGUGGAGCUUACGUGGCUCGGUUCCGGCCAGCCAGCUGAUCGGGCCCGAGGUUCAAGUAAAGGAGAAUGACCAACCCCCCCCAUCUGACCCCCCACUUUAAUUAUUGCUACUGCAGAUGCCACAAUAGAAGAGUCCAGAAGUGUCAUAUCCACCGUUACAACAGUGACGUUUCUCCUUUGUGUUUAAAAUGUGCCAACGUGUGUUUAAACUCAGUGCUGCCAACAGCCUUCGUCUUCAUGCUGGUGGAUAUCUCACUCUGGAAUGAAACUCUCUGAUUGGCCUCGUGGUCUGCAGGAAACAAACAAAGAUCGUCUCGCAGGAAUCUGCCACUUUAACGUCUCAUCUUCACAGCAUCACUCUGCAUGUUUGGUUCCCAGCUCGUCUCUCCUGGUCCUCCUCAGUCUGGACGCCCGCCACACAAGAUAAUCCCACAGACAGAGCUCCUAAACAGUCUAUGAAUGUCUGCUGAAUUUAAACACAUUUAGAUUUCUAAUCAAGACAAAGCACCAUGAUACCGACCAGGAUCACAAGACAGAAGCUGGCAGGUAGCAGAGGACACUGCUGCUGACCUGCUGUCUGUUCAACUGUUCAGUUCAAAAACUGAGAAAGAACAGAUACAUCAAUAAUCAAUAAAUGAGUAGGAAACUUUUUCUUCAUCCACUUGCUGUCAGAUUUUUAAACAACAGAAGCAACAAAACAAACCAGAGCAGCAAAUAUGUUGACUGAAUUAAUAUAAAACCCACCCUUGAUGGUCUCUGAGCAGAAGAAACUCUGCAUCUGUUUUAUUAAUCAGUUAAUUGUUUUAAGUUAUUUUUCAAGCAAAAACAUUUCUUUGUUCUCACAAGAAAAUUUGCCACUUUUUUUGUCUUAAUGAUCGUAAACUGAAUCUCUGAGUUUUGGACACAUGAAGACGUCACCUACUGUUUCAGGAUGUUGUUCCUCGUUUUCAUCAUCAGUUAAUCGUUCGGUUUAUAAAAUACCAGAAAGCAAUCUGUGUUUUGCAGCGUAAUGUGACUGGAGAAAGUCUCAGUUUGGUUUGUCCUCAUCUGUUUAAACGUUUAGUCAGCUGAAACAUUUCUGCUGAGUCACAUCUCACCUGUGGGGAUUUAUCUCUCAGUCUCAGAAAUCAAAGAGGAAUUAGGUUUGACUUGUUGAAACUGUAAAUUGCUUCCACAGAAUAAUAUUUACUACUUUGCUCUCUCAAAGUUUAUACUCAUAAUUCAUUUAUUUAAACAUAUUUCCUCUUAUGUGAUUUAAAAUGUCAACAUUUAUUUUGAAAGAAAAAAAUAAUAAUUUACUUUAAAUAUAGCCACAAGCAGCCAUUCCAGGUUCAGCCCUUCAGGGCUGGAGUUAUGUUACCAUCAAGACAGAAAAUAUGAUGAGUGCAUCAGAACCAAGAUACCAACCAAAGUGUGGAAUGUUUGUUGAUUCUGUGGCAGCAGUUUCUGGAUUGUGUAGGGCUGCAACUAACACUUUCAUAUUGAUUCAUCUCAAAUUUCUCAAUGAAUUGGUUUAUUGUUAAAAAUGGUGAGAGCCUGAGGUUUAUCUGAACCAACAGUCCAAAGCACAAAGAUAUUCAGUUUACUGUCAGGGACAACAAGCCAAUCUAGAGUGCUGCAGGAAUGAGUCCUAAAACCCAGAACUGAGUUAGCAUUUUUGCACGUCUGGUUCCCUCUAACCUUUUUUGGUUAGAUGCUUGAAAUAAUGUCUGUGGUUAACACAAGCUUCAGAGAUGUUUAUGUUUUGUUCUCCAAUAUAAAAUACAUCAGUAAAUACCCCAGCUGUGAACGCUUCCGUGUCUUAAAGGCGGUUGCUAACAGUUGGCUAAAUGAGACUACAGAGGUUGUCUGUGACACUAAACGACAGCACAGCGACCACUUCAAGUUGUUGGUUUGUUGAUAGCCUAACGUUAGCUUUUUACUUCUGCCGAUCGCAUUUACACUUCAAAAAGUUUGUUUUCCACAGAGUUUAUUUUCUGCAAUGAUCCAAAAUCCAAUGGAAAAAUCCCACUGGCUUUUUGUAGAAGGAACCAGGACGAUGCUAACUGGGUUGGCCUACAAAAAUACGUCCUCCCUGCAGCUCUCUAUUCACCGUUUGUGACGCUCAAAGUCACUUUCUGACAUUUUUAAAUGAUUAAGUAAUUAUAAAUAAGAUAGUGGCCAAUUGGAGUUGCAGAUAACUGAGGAGUGGCUUCAGCUUUAGUUUCUGACAGCAGGUGGGAGAAGAGGCAGUCGGUUUCAGAACCUUCAGUUUGACUGGGUGUGUGUGUGUGUGUGUGUGUGUGUUUGUGAUGUUUUGAGUGAACAGACGGCAGCUGAAUCUAAACAGGAAAUGAAGGACGUCGAGACGCGACAGAGAAGAAGCUAUUCUGCUGUUUGUCUCAGACUUUGAAUAUAAAUCUACUCUACUUAUUGCUCUAUUUAUUUUUGUAGGCUUGUCAGACUGAGUUGUGCAUAGAUUAACUAAACUAUUCUACCAGAAUAUACUCUACUAUAGACCUGAUCUAAUUUUCUAAAUAGUUAGUCGCCUUGUUUGGGAUGUGGAGCCUUCUUAUAUUGUACACGAGGCAGCGCAUUAGAGUAAUAACUAAAGCUUUUAUUUUGACAGAGUUGCAGCUAAUAUUUAGCAUGAUGUUUUCAGACGUAUUAUAGCCUUGAGACUUUGGUGUACAUUUACUGUCAUGAUGAUAUAUGCAGAUCUUUUUUAGUGCACUUCAGAAGUGUUGACGGUAGAUUUCUUUUUGUGCUCAUUGCUGAUUUCCUUUGACAUCUCCGCCGUUGUUCAGGGAGAAGCUUCUCGCUUUUCGACUUUAGAUCAGUUUCAUAGAUUUUGAGGGAACACCUUAAAAACCAGAAUGCUGUUUGAUAACAGACCUCUCCUACUGCCAAGAACCCAGUACUGACCCCGCCCAUCUGGUGCUCCAGGUGAGCUAAAAUAAAAAAACCCAAGUCUGGUCUGAAGUCAAACAUUUAUUUUAAAUCCUUUCAAGAUAUUGAUCAUUACAAUAACCAAUUUUUCACUUAAGUACUAAAGAGCUAAAUAGGAAUUGAUCAUUUCAUCUGGAUUUAGCUUUGAUGUCGCUCAAACUGAGGCCUCAAAAACCAAAACUCAUCUGUUCUUUUCAGAAUAAAAUCAGAAUUUCAUUUAAGGCUUAGGUUUGUCCGUUCAGACCAGGCCUGAGUUCAGAAUAACACAAAGUGUCAAUGAUUCAAAUGAAGAGAAGUUAUUUUUUCAUCAUGUCAAAGUAGUUUUUUGGCUUUUUGCUUCGCCAGAUUUUAUUUUGUUGAUUUUGGUAUAUUUUUGAUGCUUAUUUUUCUACACAGUAGACUUAACAGAGAUGAUGAUUAAAAUGUUUAAAGGAAAA
Molecule: messenger RNA, 9147 nt
Organism: Dicentrarchus labrax (European seabass)
Lineage: Eukaryota; Metazoa; Chordata; Actinopteri; Moronidae
Product: inactive ubiquitin carboxyl-terminal hydrolase 54-like
Biological process (GO): protein deubiquitination
Molecular function (GO): cysteine-type deubiquitinase activity
Source: RefSeq, a predicted model, not a curated record